This is a messenger RNA of Fusarium odoratissimum NRRL 54006, 1014 nucleotides long. RefSeq lists its product as uncharacterized. The transcript is spliced from 2 exons. NCBI's taxonomy places the organism in Eukaryota, Fungi, Ascomycota, Sordariomycetes, Hypocreales, Nectriaceae. The record is from RefSeq and is a predicted model, not a curated record. Bases 1 to 1014 code for a protein of 337 amino acids.
AUGGAUCCUAUGGAUUUCGUGCUAUCAAGCAACCACCACCACCGGGCUUCCGGCCAUUAUGACCCUGUGCAUUCUGCCUCAAACCAUUGGGCACCACAUUCUCAGACACAGAACUCACCUGCGUAUCCAUGGCACGCCCAAAACCCAAGCUUACCUCACCUCUACUCACAUCACUAUGCCAUGCCGCCACACAGCUCUGUUCCAGAUCCGUAUGGGCAUCAUGCAGCUAUGUUACCACCAAUGUUAGGCAUGCCGUCUCCGGGCCCGUUUGCAGGUAGCAUGCCUGGGCCAGCAUCGCCACGGCCAAAUGGCCGUGCUCAUGCUUAUCGCAACAGUAUGCCGGUUGCCGUUGCUCCAAUACCUUCUGGCACUGGUAGCUACAGUCACGAUGCAGCGUUCGCAAACCAAAUUCCUGCCAACAGACCUUCAGAUUUUCAGCCACAGGGACUCGGUCUAGGCAUGCCUCCCCUCGGAGCCGGCCACCAGGAAGUUAAUUCACUACACCGUUCGGCAUAUGUCCAUGGCGACUCAAGCGCCAAUGGUAUGAAUCAUAGCAACACUGGUUACUUUCCACAGUUUCUCCCAGCCCCGCUACCCCCUCAAACUUUCAUCCCGACAUCGACAAGAAGAAGCCACUUCACUGCUGCAUCGUCAUCAUCCAGGUCAUUCGGUAAUCUUCCCUCUCCUAACAGACCUCCUCCUUCGUCAUCUGGAUUUCGUCGAUCUCACCCCAGACAACGCAGGCGCAUAAUGUCGACAGAGUCCGGACACGACGACAAUGAGGAUGACGGGUAUCAUGGCCAUCAUGAGCAUGUUCUCCACAGUCCGAAUGGUUCCGAGUCAUCACCAGAGGUGGAGGAGGCCUUAAUCCGACAGAUGCAAUUUGUCAGAGGCUCUUUGACGACCAAGAUGGUGGCUUCCCAGCUAACGCUCCAGUCACUCAUGAGCGUCAAGCUUGAGGACUUAGCUGAGACAGACCGAAGUAAGAACUUCCUCCCCAUCGAAACUGAUUGA